Molecule: messenger RNA, 22595 nt
Organism: Coregonus sp. 'balchen'
Lineage: Eukaryota; Metazoa; Chordata; Actinopteri; Salmoniformes; Salmonidae
Source: the annotation of a GenBank genome assembly
AUGGACGUGGUUUACUACCCUACCCCGUUCACCAAGAAAGUGUUCCCCAGUGUUACUCUAUAAAAAGACUCUCACACAACUCUUGCUGUCCUUUCAAUAGCAGGAAACCGAUUAUCCAUCCCACUUCUGAUACCAGUGUAGUGAAGGUGGGAGAUAGUCAGUAGCAGGGCUUGAACCAGAGACCCUUACAAGGCAAAGACACUACACUGUGUCAUUAAGGAGGUCGUGCUUACAUUUCAAUUUGACUCAUUCAACAAGGUAGAGAGAAAGAGUAUUUUUUACAGCAAAUGAUUGUAUCAAAUGACUCAUCUUAUCCAGCAGACCGUUACAUGUACUCUAGUCUCUCUCCUAUUGGAGACCAUUAGACUUAAAACAUUUAUUUCUCUGGAAGGUGACCUGGAGAGAGGAAUAUUGCGAAAUAAAGCAAACACAAAUUGCAUUUCCUCCUCCCUGUCUGGCCUGGCACGACAUGAUGCCACCAGGGCAAUUACAACCGCAUAACGCUCUUUCAGUCUCUUAGCAGCUCAACUGUGUUUCACCACCAUCAUUAAAAACACACACAAUGUCCUCGAUAACGGUGUUCAGAGUGGCGGCAUGCCGAGACACCUUUCCAGCUCUGAAAAACAACAGUUUCGACACACAAUGUCCAUUAUAUCUCUAUUAAUUCUCUCUCUACCCCUCAUUUCCUCUCCACCUUCUCCUCCUCCUCAUUUUCCUUGCAGGGGAGAUCUGUGCAUUUAUGAUCCACGGGCAGGAGGCCCCGUUCGAGGCGGUGGUCCUGAACAGGACGUCAGGGGAGGGGGUCCUGAGGGCCAAGGGCUCGGUGGACUGUGAGACCCAGAAGGAGUACACCUUCAUCAUCCAGGCCUACGACUGUGGGGCCGGGGCCAACGGGGCCAGCAGGAAGAAGUCACACAAGUAAGGAAGGAGUGUGUGUCGGGGAGGGGGGUUGGUGUGUGUUUCGGAGGGAGUGGGGAUGUGUGUGUGUGUGUGUGUGUGUGUGUGUGUGUGUGUGUAGAAUUAGGGUUAGGGUUAUGUUAAGGGUUAGGAUUAGGUUUAGGGGUUAGGGAAAAUAUAAUUUUGAAUGGGAAUCAAUUGUUUGGUCCCCACAAGGAUAGUAAAACAAAUGUGUGUGUGGCUGUAUCUUUGUUUGUGUGAGAUCGAUUUUUGUAAUAAAAAAAAUCCAUUAUACAAGCAAACUGAUAUACACUGAGUAUACAAAACAUUAAGAACACCUGCUCUUUCCAUGACAUAGAUUGACCAGGUGAAUCCAGGUGAAAGCUAUGAUCCCUUAUUGAUGUCACUUGUUAAAUCCAUUUCAAUCAGUGUAGAUGAAGGGAGGAGACCGGUUAAAGAAGGAUUAUUUUUCAAAUCAAAUUUUAUUUGUCACAUGUGCCGAAUUCAACAUGUGUAGACCUUACAGUGAAAUGCUUACUUACAAGCCCUAAACAACAGUGCAGUUUUAAGAUAAAUAAGUGUUAAGUAAACAAUAGAUAAAUAAAAAAUAAAAGCAGUAAAAUAACAGUAAAAAUAACAGUUGCGAGGCUAUAUACAGGGGGUACCGGUACAGAGUCAAUGUGCGGGGGCACCGGUUAGUCGAGGUAAUUGCGGUAAUAUGUACAUUUAGGUAUAGUUACAGUGAAUAUGCAUAGAUAGUAAACAGAGAGUAGCAGCAGCGUAAAAGGGGGGGUGGGGGUGGGGGGUGGGUGGGGGGGGGGGGGGACACACACACAAUGUAAAUAGUCCGGGUAGCCAUUUGAUUACCUGUUCAGGAGUCUUAUAGCUUGGGGGUAGAAGCUGUUAAGAAGCCUUUUGGACCUAAACUUGGCGCUCCGGUACCGCUUGCUGUGCGUCUAUGACUAGGGUGGCUGGAGUCUUUGACCAUUUUUAGGGCCUUCCUCUGACACCACCUGGUAUAGAGGACCUGGGUGGCAGGAAACCUGGCCCCAGUGAUGUACUGGGCCGUACACACUACCCUAUGUAGUGCCUUGCAGUCGGAGUCCAAGCAGUUGCCAUACCAGGCAGUGAUGCAACCAGUCAGGAUGCUCUCGAUGGUGCAGCUGUAUAACUUUUUGAGGAUCUGAGGACCCAUGCCAAAUCUUUUCAGUCUCCUGAGGGGGAAUAGGCUUUGUCGUGCCCUCUUCACGACUGUCUUGGUGUGUUUGGACCAUGAUAGUUUGUUGGUGAUGUGGACACCAAGGAACUUGAAGCUCUCAACCUGCUCCACUACAGCCCUGUCGAUGAGAAUGGGGGCGUACUCGGUCCUCUUCUUUUUCCUGUAGUCCACAAUCAUCUCCUUUGUCUUGAUAACGUUGAGGAAGAGGUUGUUAUCCUGGCACCACACGGCCAGGUCUCUGACCUCCUCCCUAUAGGCUGUCUCAUCGUUGACGGUGAUCAGGCCUACUACCACUGUUAACUUAAUGAUUGUGUUAAUGUCGUGCCUGGCCAUGCAGUAACAGGGAGUACAGGAGGGGACUGAGCAAGCACCCCUGAGGGGCCCCCGUGUUGAGGAUCAGCGUGGCAGAUGUGUUGUUACCUACCCUUACAACCUGGGGGCGGUCCGUCAGGAAGUGUCCAGGAUCCAGUUGCAGAGGGAGGUGUUUAGUCCCAGGGUCCUUAGUGAUGAGCUUUGAGGAAACUAUGGUGUUGAACGCUGAGCUGUAGUCAAUGAAUAGCAUUCUCACGUAGGUGUUCCUUUUAUCCAGGUGGGAAAGGGCAGUGUGGAGUGCAAUAGAGAUUGCAUCAUCUGUGGAUCUGUUGGGACGGUAUGCAAAUUGGUGUUGGUUUAGGGUUUCUGGGAUAAUGGUGUUGAUGUGAGCCAUGACCAGCCUUUCAAAGCACUUCAUGGCUACAGACGUGAGUGCUACAGGUCUGUAGUCAUUUAGGUAGGUUACCUUAGUGUUCUUGGGCACAGGGACUAUGGUGGUCUGCUUGAAACAUGUUGGUAUUACAGACUCAGUCAGGGACAGGUUGAAAAUGUCAGUGAAGACACUUGCAGGUUGGUCAGCGCAUGCUCGGAGUACACGUCCUGGUAAUCCGUCUGGCCCUGCGGCCUUGUGAAUGUUGACCUGUAUAAAGGUUUUACUCACAUUGGCUACGGAGAGCGUGAUCACACAGUCGUCCGGAACAGCUGAUGCUCUCAUGCAUGCCUCAGUGUUGCUUGCCUCAAAGCGAGCAUAGAAGUGAUUUAGCUGGUAGGCUCGUCUCACUGGGCAGCUCGCAGCUGCUCUUCCCUUUGUAGUCUGUAAUAGUUUGCAAGUCCUGCCACAUCCGACGAGCGUCGGAGCCGGUGUAGUACGAUUCAAUCAUAGUCCUGUAUUGACGCUUUGCCUGUUUGAUGGUUUGUCUGAGGGCAUAGCGGGAUUUCUUAUAAGCGUCCAGGUUAGAGUUCCGCUCCUUGAAAGCGGCAGCUCUACCCUUUCGCUCAGUGUGGAUGUUGCCUGUAAUCCAUGGCUUCUGGUUGGGGUAUGUACGUACGGUCACUGUGGGGACGAUGUCAUCGAUGCACUUAUUGAUGAUGCCAUUGGCUGAUGUGGUGUACUCCUCAAUGCCAUCGGAAGAAUCCCGGAACAUAUUCCAGUCUGUGCUAGCAAAACAGUCCUGUAGCUUAGCAUCUGCGUCAUCUGACCACUUCUUUAUUGAACGAUUCACUGGUGCUUCCUGCUUUAGUUUUUGCUUGUAAGCAGAAAUCAGGAGGAUAGAGUUAUGGUCAGAUUUGCCAAAUGGAGGGCGUGGGAGAGCUUUGUACGUGUCUCUGUGUGUGGAGUAAAGGUGGUCUAGAGUUUUUUUCCCUCUGCUUGCACAUUUAACAUGCUGGUAUAAAUUGGGUAAAACAGAUUUAAGUUUCCCUGUGUUAAAGUCCCCGGCCACUAGGAGCGCCGCCUCUGGAUGAGCAUUUUCCUGUUUGCUUAUGGCCUUAUACAGCUCAUUGAGUGCAGUCUUAGUGCCAUCAUCGGUUUGUGGAGGUAAAUAGACAGCUCAGAAAAUAUAGAUUAAAACUCUCUUGGUAAAUAGUGUGGUCUACAGUUUAUCAUGAGAUACUCUACCUCAGGCCAGCAAAACCUUGAGACCUUGAGAAUAUUAGAUUUUGUGCACCAGCUGUUGUUUACAAAUAUACACAGACCGCCACCCCUUGUCUUUUUUAUGUCCCGUUGGUAGUAUAUUCUUGAUCGUAGCUCGCCUAUUUUAUUAUCCAAUGAUUGUACGUUGGCUAAUAGGACUGAUGGAAGAGGCAAAUUACUCACUCUCCGUCGGAUCCUUACAAGGUACCCCAACCUACGUCCUACGUCCCAGAUAUCUCUGUCUCUUUCUCCUGCGAAUGACGGGGUAUGGGCCUUGUCGGGUGUCUCUAGUACGUCCUUAGCGUCCGACUUGAAGAAAAAACCUUUGUCCAGAUUUUUAAGCCUUGAGACAAUUGAGACAUGGAUUGUGUACGUGUGCCAUUCAGAGGGUGAAUGCGCAAUACAAAAUAUUUAAGUGCCUUUAAAGGGGGUAUUUUUUAGGUGCCAGGCGCACUGGUUUGUGUCAAGAACUGCAACUCUGCUGGGUUUUUCACACUCAAAAGUUUCCUGUGUGUAUCAAAAAUGGUCCACCACCCAUCCAGCCAACUUAACAAAACUGUGGGAAGCAUUGGAGUCAUCAUGGGCCAGCAUCCCUGUGGAACACUUUCAACACCUUGUAGAGUCCAUGCCCCGAUGAAUUGAGGCUGUUCUGAGGGUAAAAGGGGGGCUGGGUUGCAACUCAAUAUUAGGAAGUUGUUCAUAAUGUUUGGUAUGCUCAGUGUAGCUCUACAUGCCAAGCGUCCAGUGAUAAUCAUAGACUGACUGAGCACAUCCACUGUGCAAUAGCAGCCCUCUGCAGUCCUAGUAACAGCUGAGACUUGCUCAAUGGUCAGCUCUGGGGAUGAUUCUCAUUAAUGAGGGCCUGAAGGCUCCUUAUGAGUCAGACAGUCGUGGAUAACAACAAAUCAAGCCUUAUAGCCCUGCUCUGAUGAAGUGCUAUUGAAGGCUGUGCUCUAGUGACUAAAGGCUGAUACUGUCGCACAGAGAGAGAGAUGGGCAUGAGAGAGUGGGAGUGAUUUCCCAGCUUGGUCAUCUUUGAUUAAUGUCUCUGAGUGAAAUAGGGCACCUGUCAAUACUUGUGUGUGCAUCCGUUUUACUUUCAUCAAAUUCGAAUCAAAAAUCGAAUCAAAAUCAAAUUGUAUUUGUCACAGGCGCCAAAUACAACAGGUGUAGACUUUACAGUGAAAUGCUUACAGGCCCUUUCCCAACAAUGCAGAGUUAAAAAGUAAGAAAAAGUAAGAAAAUGAGCUAAUAGUAACACAAUAAAUAACAAUAGCGAGGCUAUACAGUGCCUUCGGAAAGUAUUCAGACCCCUUGAUUUUUUCCACAUUUAGGUUAAAGCCUUUUUUCAAAAAUUGAUUAAAUUGUUGCUAAAAUACGGAUAUAUAACAUUUACAUAAGUAUUCAGACCCUUUACUCAGUACUUUGUUGAAGCACCUUUAGCAGCGAUUACAGCCUCGAGUAUUCUUGGGUAUGACGCUACAAGCUUGGCACACCUGUAUUUGUGGAGUUUCUCCCAUUCUUCUCGGCAGAUCCUCUCAAGCUCAGUCAGGUUGGAUUGGGAGCGUCGCUCCACAGCUAUUUUCAGGUCUUUCCAGCGUUGUUCGAUCGGGUUAAAGUCAAAGCUCUGGCUGGGCCACUAAAGGACAUUCAGAGACUUGUCCCGAAGCCACUCCUGCGUUGUCUUGGCUGUGUGCUUAGGGUUGUUGUCCUGUUGGAAGGUGAACCUUCGCCCCAGUCUGAGAUCCUGAGCGCUCUGGAGCAGGUUUUGAUCAAGGAUCUCUCUGUACUUUGCUCUGUUAAUCUUUGCCGAGAUCCUGACUAGUAUCCCAGUCCCUGCCGCUGAAAAACAUCCCCACAUCAUGAUGCUGCCACCACCAUGCUUCACCGUAGGGAUGGUGCCAGGUUUCCUCCAGACCUGACGCUUGGCAUUCAGGCCAAAGAGUUCAAUCUUGGUUUCAUCAGACCAGAGAAUAUUUUUCUCAUGGUCUGAGAGUCUUUAGGUGCCUUUUGACAAACUCCAAGAGGGCUGUCAUGUGCCUUUUACUGAGGAGUGGCUUCCGUCUGGCCACUCUACCGUAAAGGCCUGAUUGAUGGAGUGCUGCAGAGAUGGCUGUCCUUCUGGAAGGUUCUCCCAUCUCCACAGAGGAACUCUAGAGCUCUAUCAGAGUGAUCAUCGGGUUCUUGGUCACCUCCCUGACCAAGGCCCUUCUCUCCCGAUUGCUCAGUUUGGCCGGGCGGCCAGCUCUAGGAAGAGUCUUGGUGGUUCCAUACUUCUUCCAUUUAAGAAUUAUGGAGGCCACUGUGUUCUUGGGGACCUUCAAUGCUGCAGAAAUUUUUUGGUACCCUUCCCCAGAUCUGUGCCUACAACACAAUCCUGUCUCAGAGCUCUACGGUCUAUUCCUUUGACCUCAUGGCUUGGUUUUUGCUCUGACAUGCACUGUUAACUGUGGGACCUUAUAUAGACAGGUGUGUGCCUUUCCAAAUCAUGUCCAAUCAAUUGAAUUUACCACAGGUGGACUCCAAUCAAGUUUUAGAAACAUCUCAAGGAUGAUCAAUGGAAACAGGAGGCACCUGAGCUCAAUUUCGAGUCUCAUAGCAAAGGGUCUGAAUAAUGUGUGUGUGCCUCAGCUAAGCAGCAUCACUGCAGGUCAUUUUAAGUAGGUGUCAUUAAAGUGAAUGUCUUUAAUUAGGAAGGCAUGCUACAGCAGCAGACCAUUGCCUCUUUUCACACAAGGUCAUUGUCAGCAGAAUUAUAGGUAGAGUUUGAGAAACUGGACUUUUAAAAAUAAAACUAAGAUAUUUAAAAUAUGAAUUGUUAUGUUCAGCCCUUUGGUUGUUUGGCCAUUGUUUUAACAAAGUACAAAGGAAAAGGCCCUGAACCAACCUAGAUUUGGUGAGAAUAUCUCUCAUUUGCUUCGGUGCAAAAACAUUGCAUCACUACCUUUUAAUUUUUUUUACAAUACAACUAUCAGUGAAAAACAGUGAAGGAUUUAACUUUUACGUAUGGUAUGCCCCAAUGUUUCUCUCUCUCAUGUUCUCUAAGCUAGUAAUGAGAUUGUGUGGGGAUUUGUGUUUGUUGUUUAUGUUUGUCGUUUGUUGUUUCUGUGGUUUGGGGGGGGGGGUACUUAUUAUUGGAAGAAAGAGCAUCAAAAGUCUAUGCCUCACUACCUUCCCCCACACUUUUUGCUCUCUCACUCUCUCCCCCCCUCCCUCUCUCCCCCCCUCCCCCCCUCUAUCCAGGGCGGUGGUUCACAUCCAGGUGGAUGACGUGAAUGAGUUCUCUCCUGUGUUCCGGGAGGCCGUGUACCACGCUGCAGUAACAGAGGAGAAGAUCUACGACAGCAUCCUGCAGGUAGAGGCCUGGGACCAGGACUGUUCCCCGCAGUACAGCCAGAUCUGCAACUACGACAUCGUCACCUCCGACACACCCUUCGCCAUCGACCGCAAUGGUCAGUGAACUCUAACCUCAUCCCCUGACCUCAAAACCUGCAGGUCAAAUGACACAAGCAUAGGCUACUCUGACUGACCUUGCGUUAGGUCAAACUUUUGUACUUUUGCUCUCUCUACACAUUGUUAAUUCUGCUCUCAGAAAAAAAAACAUAAAUUCCUUCAACUUGGUUACACUUUACUUUCUAUAACAGUAAUGACACAAACUGUUCCUCAGGCCAUCAAAUUGGCUCGGCAUAAUUUGAAUACAGUCAUUACCAGAAGUUCGUAUCUAGAUUGACUUACAGUCCAUUCACAGUCAGUACAUGUGGCCCAUGCGGGAAUUGAACCCAAAAAUGUGAUUUGCUGUUGCCAGAAUCUUCUCCAACCAACUGAAUUUAGUUAAUUAUAUUCAUAGCACAUAUCUCACACCAUUUGUCAGCGUGCUUCCCCAUUCAUCUUCUGAUCACAGUGCAGUGUUAUACAGAGUGAUAUGAAACUGGAUCCAGCUCUGUGUGAUCAGUGGGAACACAAGGACGAGUGGAGCCCACUUAUCAGACAGGCCAAAAUGUUUCUCUGUCACGUCCUCCCUUUCUCCUUCUAUUUUUCGAGAGAGGGAGGAAAGGGACGGAACGAAGGGUCGCGAGAGUUACGUAUCGAGAUAGCGAUAAGAAGAGCGCUCUCGCUAUAUCGCGCGCGAGCUAUCGGUAUGGUAUCUCGCUACUCUCUUUCCCUCCCUCUCUCUCUCUUCUUUUCUUCCUCCCUGUCUGGUGACUCUGAUUUCCUCUGGGACGGCCCAGGCCCCUCUGUGACUUUUAUAGCUCCUGUCCGCCAUUCCAGCUUCGCGGCUGGCAGUCGCCUCGCCUCCUAUAGCCCUCCCACUGUCUGCAGUGCGACUAGCGCUCGUGGUGCUCAAUUAGAACUGAGCGGAGUGAUGCAUUGGGGCCGCCAGUGUGUUUUGUACUGAGGGGGCUUCUGGCUCCAUCAUUAACCGUGGAUCAGAGGCCUGAGUGAGUUAUUAAAUAAAACAGGCCCGCCAGCCCUCUGCAACUCAGGGAGAAAGAUGGAGGGAGUGAGGAAAGGAGAGAGGAUGUGUUAGAGAGAAGUACAGAGAGGGAGAGGCCAGAAGAAAGAAUCAACAGAGAAAAGAAGAGAGACAGGGAAGUAGAAUCAGUAAUAAGGAGGAGAAACAGCGACACAGAUAGAGAUACGGUAGUUCCAGCUCAUUCAGAGUUGAAGGUUGUCUGAAUUUUGUCUGAAUGUUUCUUCUCUCCCUCAUCGAUCCUGAACAACUGAUUGAGGUUUUAUACUGAGACAGACAGUGAAGACGUACACUACCGUUCAAAAGUUUGGGGUCACUUAGAAAUGUCAUUGUUUUUGUGAAAGAAAAUGAAUGAAAUUGUCCAUUAAAAUAACAUCAAAUUGAUCAGAAAUACAGUGUAGACAUAGUUAAUGUUUUAAAUGGCUAUUGUAGCUGGAAACAGUUGAUUUUUUUAUGGAAUAUCUACAUACAGUGGGGGAAAAAAGUAUUUAGUCAGCCACCAAUUGUGCAAGUUCUCCCACUUAAAAAGAUGAGAGAGGCCUGUAAUUUUCAUCAUAGUUACACGUCAACUAUGACAGACAAAUUGAGAGAAAAAAAUCCAGAAAAUCACAUUGUAGGAUUUUUUAUGAAUUUAUUUGCAAAUUAUGGUGGAAAAUAAGUAUUUGGUCAACUACAAACAAGCAAGAUUUCUGGCUCUCACAGACCUGUAACUUCUUCUUUAAGAGGCUCCUCUGUCCUCCACUCGUUACCUGUAUUAAUGGCACCUGUUUGAACUUGUUAUCAGUAUAAAAGACACCUGUCCACAACCUCAAACAGUCACACUCCAAACUCCACUAUGGCCAAGACCAAAGAGCUGUCAAAUGACACCAGAAACAAAAUUGUAGACCUGCACCAUAGGUAAGCAGCUUGGUUUGAAGAAAUCAACUGUGGGAGCAAUUAUUAGGAAAUGGAAGACAUACAAGACCACUGAUAAUCUCCCUCGAUCUGGGGUUCCACGCAAGAUCUCACCCCGUGGGGUCAAAAUGAUCACAAGAACGGUGAGCAAAAAUCCCAGAACCACACGGGGGGUCCUAGUGAAUGACCUGCAGAGAGCUGGGACCAAAGUAACAAAGCCUACCAUCAGUAACACACUAUGCCGCCAGGGACUCAAAUCCUGCAGUGCCAGACGUGUCCCCCUGCUUAAGCCAGUACAUGUCCAGGCCCGUCUGAAGUUUGCUAGAGUGCAUUUGGAUGAUCCAGAAGAGGAUUGGGAGAAAGUCAUAUGGUCAGAUGAAACCGAAAUAUAACUUUUUGGUAAAAAUUCAACUCGUCGUGUUUGGAGGACAAAGAAUGCUGAGUUGCAUCCAAAGAACACCAUACCUACUGUGAAGCAUGGGGGUGGAAACAUUUCGGGCUGUUUUUCUGCAAAGGGACCAGGACGACUGAUCCGUGUAAAGGAAAGAAUGAAUGGGGCCAUGUAUCGUGAGAUUUUGAGUGAAAACCUCCUUCCAUCAGCAAGGGCAUUGAAGAUGAAACGUGGCUGGGUCUUUCAGCAUGACAAUGAUCCCAAACACACCGCCCGGGCAACGAAGGAGUGGCUUCGUAAGAAGCAUUUCAAGGUCCUGGAGUGGCCUAGCCAGUCUCCAGAUCUCAACCCCAUAGAAAAUCUUUGGAGGGAGUUGAAAGUCCGUGUUGCCCAGCGACAGCCCCAAAACAUCACUACUCUAGAGGAGAUCUGCAUGGAGGAAUGGGCCAAAAUACCAGCAACAGUGUGUGAAAACCUUGUGAAGACUUACAGAAAACGUUUGACCUGUGUCAUUGCCAACAAAGGGUAUAUAACAAAGUAUUGAAAAACUUUUGUUAUUGACCAAAUACUUAUUUUCCACCAUAAUUAGCAAAUAAAUUCAUAAAAAAUCCUACAAUGUGAUUUUCUGGAGAAAAAAAUUCUCAUUUUGUCUGUCAUAGUUGACGUGUACCUAUGAUAAAAAUUACAGGCCUCUCUCAUCUUUUUAAGUGGGAGAACUUGCACAAUUGGUGGCUGACUAAAUACUUUUUUCCCCCACUGUAGGUGUACAGAGGCCCAUUAUCAGCAACCAUCAGUCCUGUGUUCCAAUGUCAUGUUGCGUUUGCUAAUCCAAGUUUAUCAUUUUAAAAGGCUAAUUGAACAAGAAUAGACUAACGAGUUUCAGAAGAAAGUUAUUUUUUUCUGGUCAUUUUGAGCCUUUAAUCGAACCCACAAUUGCUGAUGCUCCAGAUACGCAACUAGUCUCAAGAAGGCCAGUUUUAUUGCUUCUUUAAUCAGCACAACAGUUUUCAGCUGUGCUAACAUAAUUGCAAAAGGGUUUUCUAAUGAUAAAUUAGCAUUUUAAAAUGAUAAACUUGGAUUAGCAAACACAACGUGCUAUUGGAACACAUGACUGAUGGUUGCUGAUAAUGUGCCUCUGUACGCCUAUGUAGAUAUUCCAUAAAAAAUCUGCCGUUUCCAGCUACAAUAGCCAUUUACAACAUUAACAAUGUCUACACUGUAUUUCUGAUCAAUUUGAUGUUAUUUUAAUGGACCAAAAAAUUGUCUAAUGGAACAAGAAAAUGUCUAAGUGACCCCAAACUUUUGAACUGUAGUGUAUAUUUAAAGAUAAUGAAUACAUUUAAAAUAAUUAAUACGAAAGUCAAGAGUUGGCUAUAACAUGAGUACAAACAAAGUGAGUGUGUGAAUAUGUGUGUAAGUGUUUGUGUGCGUGUGUGUGUAUUAUGGUGUGUAUUAUAAUUUCCCAUCAUAAGAAUGUAUCCCCAUUCCCCAAUCAAAUACCUUAAUCGAUACAAAAAACAAAACAAAAAAAUCUGUAUUUUUUUCUCCAGUCUGGCAACCCUCAUAAAAUUGGACAUAGCCUUGUAUAAAAUGCAUUAUGAAAGUAUAAUAAUAAUAAUAAUAAUAUGCCAUUUAGCAGACGCUUUUAUCCAAAGCGACUUACAGUCAUGUGCGCAUACAUUUUUACGUAUGGGUGUCCCAGGGAUCGAACCCACUACCCUGGCAUUACAAGCGCCAUGCUCUACCAAUUGAGCUACAGAGGACCACCAAAGAAAUGGUGUAAUGUAGUCGAAAAAGUGGAGCUUUGUAUUAAAUGCAUUAUAAAGAAAAUUGUGUAAUGUAGGCUCAACGAAAUAUGAAAUGCGUUAUGAAGAAAACCGUGUAGGCCUACUGUUGCCUACACAAAAAAAAGGGCCUUCUGACUUUCUGACUACAAGUAUCCCAAAUUAUUAAUUGAAAACAAGCAUAGAAAACAGUAUUGGAAUUAAUACAACAUUUAAAAACGUAAGGCUACUACUAUAUUAUAAUUAUUUUGGUGACAACCUGGUGGAUUAACAAUAUUGGCUUGUUAACAGGUUUGUUUUUUUAUAUAAAUAAAUGUGGGACACAAAAAAAAGGCAGUGUCGAAAACCAUUGCCCAUCAUGCAUUGCUCUAAUAACUUUCAAAAGAUUGUUCCGAAGUUUGCCCCCCAAAAAUGUAUUUUCCAAUGAAUGAAGACAAACAAUGCCACCCCUCAGAGCCUGUUUCCUCUCUAGGUUUUCCUAGGGAGUUUUUCAUAGCCACUGUGCUUCUACAUCUGCAUUGCUUGCUCUUGGCAUUUUAGACUGGGUUUCUGUAUAAGUUCUUUGUGACAACUGCUGAUGUAAAAAGGGCUUUAUAAAUACAUUUGAUUGAUUGAGCUCUCUUCACUCCCAUAAGGUCUCAUUUAGGGUAGAAUCCACACAACUCUGAUUUUUUGCCUAACUCAUGCAUUGUAGUCAAUGGGAGAUUCCCGCAAAAAAAUAGUAAUGCCUGCACAUCUUAAAUUAGGGUUCAGCUCAUAGAGACCAGUGUAACCACCACAGCCAUUGCAGUCUUCAUCAAAACCCUUAGCACUUUGAUUGCUUGUAUGGAACUACAUCUGAAUAAAGGCAUCGCUUUGAUUUACUGCAUGGCAUUAAUCUCCACAAUCAGCACUAACAACGUACCACUCCACUAACUCUCCGACCCAGAUUCACAGAAGGAAGUGAGAGACUGAGAUAUCCUCCUUUUUGAGGGUACAUCAUGUUCAUAGGGUCCAUCUGGGAGUGGAGCUGUCCAGGUUUGAGGGCUCACACUGCUCCUGACCUCCUCUCCUCUCCUUGACAGCUGCAGAGCUGCCUCCAGGGCAAGAUUCAUUAAUAAAUGCCAACCUGCAUCAGCAUCAGGAGCAUAGAGAUACAACUAUAGAAAGGCUGAUGUCAUAGGACCUCAAACCAUAAUUCCUCUCUAGUGCUCUAUCUCUAUGAUCCAGACACUGACAUACUCUCAGACAACCAAACUGGCUGUAGAGGUUACCAGCUAGUUGAGCAAAAUAGCCUCCGUUUAGGGAAGGUGGGAAAACAAAAGCUAACGAACUUACAGUUGAAGUCGGAAGUUCACAUACACUUAGGUUGGAGUCAUUAAAAUUGGUGUUUCAACCACUCCACACAUUUCUUGUUAACAAACUAUAGUUAGGACAUCUACUUUGUGCAUGACACAAGUAAUUUUUUCCAACAAUUGUUUACAGACAGAUUAUUUCACUUAUAAUUCACUGUAUCACAAUUCCAGUGGGUCAGAAGUUUACAUACUCUAAGUUGACUGUGCCUUUAAACAGUUUGGAAAAUUAUAGAAAAUGAUGUCAUGGCUUUAGAAGCUUUUGAUAGGCUAAUUGACAUCAUUUGAGUCAAUUGGAGGUGUACCUGUGGAUAUAUUUCAAGGCCUACCUUCAAACGUAGUGCCUCUUUGCUUGACAUCAUGGGAAAAUCAAAAGAAAUCAGCCAAGACCUCAGAAAAGAAAUUGUAGACCUCCACAAGUCUGGUUCAUCCUUGGGAGCAAUUUACAAACGCCUGAAGGAACCACGUUCAUCUGUACAAACAAUAGUACGCAAGUAUAAACUCCAUGGGACCACGCAGCCGUCAUACCGCUCAGGAAGGAGACGCGUUCUGUCUCCUAGAGAUGAACGUACUUUGGUGCGAAAAGUGCAAAUCAAUCCCAGAACAACAGCAAAGGACCUUGUGAAGAUGCUGGAGGAAACAGGAACAAAAGUAUCUAUAGCCACAGUAAAACAAGUCCUAUAUCGACAUAACCUGAAAGGCCGCUCAGCAAGGAAGAAGCCACUGCUCCAAAACCGCCAUAAAAAAGCCAGACUACGGUUUGCAACUGCACAUGGGGACAAAGAUUGUACUUUUUGGAGAAAUGUCCUCUGGUCUGAUGAAACAAAAAUAGAACUGUUUGGCCAUAAUGACCAUUGUUAUGUUUGGAGGAAAAAGGGGAAGCUUGCAAGCCGAAGAACACCAUCCCAACCGUGAAGCACGGGGGUGACAGCAUCAUGCUGUGGGGGUGCUUUGCUGCAGGAGGGACUGGUGCACUUCACAAAAUAGAUGGCAUCAUGAGGAAGGACAAUUAUGUGGAUAUAUUGAAGAAACAUCUCAAGACAUCAGUCAGGAAGUUAAAGCUUGGUCGCAAAUGGGUCUUCCAAAUGGACAAUGACCCCAAGCGUACUUCCAAAGUUGUAGCAAAAUGGCUUAAGGACAACAAAGUCAAGGUAUUGGAGUGGACAUCACAAAGCCCUGACCUCAAUCCUAUAGAACAUUUGUUGGCAGAAAAGGCGUGUGCGAGCAAGGAGGCCUACAAACCUGACUCAGUUACACCAGCUCUGUCAGGAGGAAUGGGCCAAAAUUCACCCAACUUAUUGUGGGAAGCAUGUGGAAGGCUACCCAAAAACGUUUGACCCAAGUUAAACAAUUUAAAGGCAAUGCUACCAAAUACUAAUUGAGUGUAUGUAAACUUCUGACCCACUGGGAAUGUGAUGAAAGAAAUAAAAGCUGAAAUAAAUCAUUCUCUCUACUAUUAUUCUGAAAUUUUACAUUCUUAAAAUAAAGUGGUGAUCCUAACUGACCUAAGACAGGGAUUUUAUACUAGGAUUAAAUGUCAGGAAUUGUGAAAAACUGAGUUUAAAUGUAUUUGGCUAAGGUGUAUGUAAACUUCCGACUUCAACUGGAGAUGUUAGAGUGUGAAGAGGAUAUUAAUUUGGAUAGGAGAGGAACUCAGUGAAAUCGAUGAACAAUACAUGAACUAAAUCUAUUUACAGACAAUGGCAGUGAGUUGAAUUGUCUUGAGUGCAUCCCUCACGCUUGUGAUGGUUCAUAUUUUUAUGUUAGUAUUUUUUUUAAAUCUUCAUUUCUCCUCUCCCUCAUUAGGUAACAUCAGAAACACGGAGCGUCUGAGCUAUGACAAGCAGCUGCGCUACAAGAUCAUGGUGACCGCCUUCGACUGCGGCCAGAAGAGGGCGACGGAGAGUGUGGCGGUGCACAUCGACGUCAAGCCCGUCUGUAAACCUGGCUGGCAAGGUCAGUGACAUCAAAAAGGAAGACUGUCUGUUCACACUGCAUAGAUCUAAGUUGCAGAUCCCAAAAGUUACUAAAAGGUUGCUAAUCAUUCAAUAAGUCGUUUGGGUGCCCCGAAGUUAGAGGCUACCACACUGUAGCUGGUGAAGAGCAGCAGAAAUCAAUUCACUCCUCACAAAAUGGCCGCCAACAUGACUCAGAGUACUUGGUUGCAGCACUAUCAGUGUCUCUGCGUUCUCCUUGCACUGUUAUUUUCUCCCUCUGCACCCCAGUAGUGUUCUAAGAGAAAGAGAAGCUCUCAUCUUCCCUGUUGAGGCAUAUAGCUACACUCUCACACUCCUUGCUCUGGAUCUUACAGUCCUCCUCGAUUCUGUUUACCCGAGCAAUCCAGGUCAAGGGCCCCUGUGGAGAAGGGAAGAGGGGAAUACAGCAUAUCCCGUUUUAGAAUAAUGCCCCAAGAGGGAAGAAAACAUUGUUUAAGGAACUUGACUGGAUCUUGUCUCAAACUACUGUAGCAUUCACACAGUUAAGGCCUUCACAAGUGGACAGGGUCCCCCACUGCUUCAUUAGGCCACGUCAUGAAAAGAAAGGCUGGGGAGACACCUUCAUCUACAUUUUACAUUUACGUCAUUUAGCAGACGCUCUUAUCCAGAGCGACUUACACGAGCAAUUAGGGUUAAGUGACUUGCUUAAGGGCACAUCGACAGAUUUUUCACCUAGUCGGCUCGGGGAUUAGAACCAGCGACCUUUCGGUUACUGGCACAACGCUCUUACCCACUAAGCUACCUGCCGCCCCAGGUAGCUACCAGGUAGCUACCUAAUUAGAAGAAAUCCCUCCUUUCCUUAAAGGUCGAACCCGCCUUUGUUAUUGUUUUGGUUUUGUUGAUGAAAUGAAGGUGAGGAGCGUCGGGCAGUGUGGUAAAUAUUUUUUUUUAAACGGUACCUAUUGUGCUGUUCUGUCACGCGUGCACUGAUAUCCGAGGGGGGGGGGGGGGGGGGGGGGGUGGAAUGGUUAGUUGUUUGCAGUUUGUUGUUGUAAUAUCCCAAAAGGACGUGGCAGUUUCACCAAUUUAAGGAUUUUACCUUUAAAGACAGUGUGUGAUUGCUCUUGCUGGAAAUGUAGCUUGAAAUGGUGCCAGGGUUUUUCCAUUACCUGAAUGGAGGCUUACGCAGUAGUGGGGGGUACCUUGAUACUAAAGGGCAACUCUCCAUGAGACACUCACUGUAAAUGUCACCCUCAAAUAGAGCUAUAUCUAAUAGUCCUCAAAGUCAUGGCAACAGACGGUACAUACUGCUGCGAAGUACAGUAAAGUGUGGCAUUCCCACAAUCUCUUUGUUUUAAAAGAGUCAUUGGUCCUGCCCUUCAGACCAAUAAGAAAUAUGAACACGUUAUACUCACAAAAAGCUCAUAAAUGUUACAUAAUGGGCCGUAAUGUGUAAUAAUUCCAGCCAUAAUCCAACAUAGGCUAGUAGCCAUUAACCUUGGCAUAUAUAAUCAUAAAUAUAAGAUGUAAUGAGGCAUUAACAUAUUAUGCCCAUGACUUACAUGGGUAUAUACUUCAUAAAGUCAUUUAUUUGACCUUGUAACCGGAUAAUGAAAUGUGUUGGAGUAUGAUUUGUGUCAUUGAACAGAAAAGCCUUGUGUAAUUGAAUAGAAAGUCUAUUGAAAUCAUAGCUCUAUUUGAAAUCGUGCAUGCAAGAUUUCAAUGGUCUUCAAGACAACGAUAACACAGUAUAUUUUCAUUACCAGGAUAGAUAGAUGGAUAGAUAGAUCAAAUCAAAUCAAAUGUUAUUUGCCACAUGCGCCGAAUACAACAGGUGUAGGUAGACCUUACAGUGAAAUGCUUACUUACAAGCCCUUAACCAACAAUGGAGUUUUAAGAUAUAUAUAUUUUUUUAAUAAGUAAAAAAUAACAAAUAAUUAAAGAGCAGCAGUAAAAUAAAAUAACAGUAGGGAGGCUAUAUACAGGGGGGUACCGGUGCAGAGUCAGUGUACGGGGGCACCGGUUAGUUGAGGUAAUUGAGGUAAUAUGUACAUGUAGGUAGAGUUAAAGUGACUUUGCAUAGAUAAUAAACAGAGUAGCAGCAGCGUAAAAGAGGCGGUGGGGUGGGGGGGGCAAUGCAAAUAGUCCGGGUAGCCAUGAUUAGCUGUUCAGGAGUCUUAUGGCUUGGGGGUAGAAGCUGUUAAGAAGCCUUUUAGACCUAGACUUGGCGCUACGGUACCGCUUGCCGUGCGGUAGCAGAGAGAACAGUCUAUGACUAGGGUGGCUGGAGUCUUUGAUAAUUUUGAGGGCCUUCUUCUGACACGGCCUGGUAUAGAGGUCCUGGAUAACAGGAAGAUUGGCCCCAGUGAUGUACUGGGCCGUACGCACUACCCUCUGUAGUGCCUUGCGAUCGGAGGCCGAGCAGUUGCCAUACCAGGCGGUGAUGCAACCAGUCAGGAUGCUCUCGAUGGUGCAGCUGUAGAACUUUUUGAGGAUCUGAGGACCCAUGCCAAAUCUUUUCAGUCUCCUGAGGGGGAAUAGGCUAUAAAUAGAUCGAUAGAUAGAUAGAUAGAUAUUGUCCUCCCAAAGAGGAAACUAUACUGAACAAAAAUAUAAACGGAACAUGUAAAGUGUUGGUCACAUCUUUCAUGAGCUGAAAUAAAAGAUCCCAGACAUUUUCCCUAUGCACAAAAAGCUUAUUUCUUCCUGUUCCAUUCCUGUUAGUGAGCAUUUCUCCUUUGCCAAGAUAUUUCAUCCACCUGACAGGUGGGGCCUAUCAAGAAGCUGAUUAAACAGCAUGAUCAUUACACAGGUGCACCCUGUGCUGGGGACAAUAAAAGGCCACACUAAAAUGUGCAGUUUUGUCACACAACACAAUGCCACAGAUGUCUGAGGUUUUAAGGGAGCGUGCAAUUGGCAUGCUGACUGCAUGUUGAAUUCUCUACCAUACAUCGCCUAAAAUGUCAUUUUAGAAGAUUUGGCAGUACGUCCAUCCGGCCUCACAACCGCAGACCACACCAGCCCAGGACCUCCACAUCUGGUUUCUUCACCUGUGGGAUCGUCUGAGGAGUGGGGUGGUGCUGUGGAGUAUUUCUGUCUGUAAUAAAGCCCUUUUGUGGGAAAACAUUUAUUCUGAUUGGCUGGGCCUGGCUCCCCAGUGGGUGGGCCUAUGCCCUCCCAGGUCCACCCAUGGCUGCUCCCAUUGCCCAGUCAUGUGAAAUCCAUAAAUGAAUGCCUAAUGAAUUUAUUUCAAUUGACUGAUUUCCUUCUAUGAACUGUAACUUAGUAAAAUCUUUGAAAUUGUUGCAUGUUGCGUUUAUAUUUUUGUUCAGUAUACCACAUGAGUAUAACUCUUAAUUAAAUAGAGCAAUUCCUGUACCUUUUCUGUGCAAGCCUUCUAACAACAUCCUCUCUCUGUCUGCGUCUCCCUGGUCAUGUCAUUUCUCUCUCUGAGUGUUUUGCCUUGAAUAUAUCAUGGAACAGACUCGACAGCUGUCAACUGCCCGCUCCACACACAGCAAUAAAAUGGCUAUAACUGCUGCUUAGACUAUAAAGAAGGCCUGGUGCGGCCCACGGAUACAUAUGGAGGGUAAUCGAAAUGUAAAACGGGUGACAAAGAUGACAGACGAAGUCAAGGGGAGGUGAGGCCUUCCUGCACUGGAGCUGUCAUGUUCCUUGAGCAUGUAAUUCGCAUCUGGCGUUCUCCGUCUUCCGCCAUCUCUCUCGUUCUUUCUCUCUUACUACAUCUACCUUUCUCUCUCUUUCCCUUUUUCUCUCUCUCUCUAUCUCUCUGGUCAUAUGCCACCUAUCAUGGCUGAUCCUUCCAGCGACCCAUCCCAUUUUUGCGUUUUCAUGCCAUUACCUGGCAAUCUGGCAUAUCACUUUGGUCUGGUAGAGAACCAUCAACAUCCCUCUAGACUUCUUCUGACGAUUGCCUCAGCACUUCAAGUGUCUUAUAUCGUAGCCUCCUGUGUCAGAACCUCACUUCUCCCUAAGCUUAUUGGUGUGUGAAGUCACCUGUCACCGUUCAGCUUUAGUGAGGAGUGCUCCGUGAUGCCUUCAAUUCAGAGGCUUGCUCUGGUAUUCAGUGGAACCCUUUUCCAGCACAGAGCAUUGGCUCUGUGCUGGAGCUAGCCUGGCGAUCGUAGCGCCAGUGAAAGAUAGGACAAAAUAUGCUGAGCUAAAAACAGGCUAAGGGUCUAACCUUCACCCAAAGUGAAUACCAAACAUGCAAGUGGUGACUAAUACAACAGUGGGAGAGCCUGGCCAGUGGCUGAAUGCAUUUAUCGUUUCUAGAUGAUUUAGUUCUGUUUUAGAAGUAAUACAAUGUUUUAUUUAGAAAUGUUUGUGUCUACAGUAGCACAAUGAUGAUAAAAUAGUUCAGUACAGUGUUGCCCUAACAAGCCACUUUUGGCAUAUGAAUUAAUAAGCAUUUGUAAAAAUACAUUUUCUAUUGGGAAUAAUAAACUAUAUACUUCUCUCAUUCUCCCAGGCUGGAACAAACGAGUGGACUAUGAGCCCGGAACAGGAAGCAAGCAACUGUUUCCCAAGAUGCACCUUGAGACUUGUGACGGCCCGCUGUCGGCGGUGAGAGCCAUGGUGGAGCUGCAGACCAGCCACAUCGGGAAGGGCUGCGACCGGGAGACCUACUCCGAGAAGUCCCUACAGAAACUCUGUGGUAAGCCACAAGGAAAGAGAGAAAUUAAAAUAAUAAAAUGUUCUAAUAACAUUUCAUCCUGUGUGCAGUUGCACAUUAUGUAAUGUGUUAAUUACACUUAUGACAAGUCAUAGAGACAAGUGGGUGUGCUUUUUCUGUCUUACUCAACUCAUUAAUGGUUUCCAAUUACUGUAACUACUCUAAUUUCAAUUUUUUUGUCACGUUGAGUCACACCAAUGUCUAACAGUCAAAUUAUAAACUAGUAGUUAUUUAAUUGUAGUUUGUAAGUCUACAGGUAGGUGGCAGGUAGCCUAGCGGUUAAGAGUGUUGAGCCAGUAACUGAAAGGUUGCUGGUUCGAAUCCCUGAGCUGGAAAAUCUGUCUGUGCCUUUGAGCAAGGCACUUAACCCUAAGAGCAUCUGCUAAAUUAAAUGUCUAUAUUUGAUCAACCUUAUGAAUCAUUGUUAUUAAUAAUUCUGGGGAGAAAUCUGCUCAAGUGAACAUUUUCAUUGUGAAGAGUUGAAAAUGUGAACGGUCUCAGAUUUUUUUAUGUAUUUCUUUCUUGGAUUUAUUUUCCUGUUGUGAAAAACUGAAGCGUGAUAUGGUUGGCUAAAAAAUUAUAUGCAUCAAAAACAGUUUAUUGUUCGACUCAAACCUAAGUCUUUAUGUGUUUAAGUAAUGGCUACACACGCAUACUUGAUAUGCUCAUUUAGAUGCAGAAGUAUUUCCCAACUUCUUUAGUAUGCAAAGUUUGCAAGCCAGGAGCUUUUCCAAAGCUCCAUAAUCGUAUCUAAUAUGCAAUAAAACAAAUUGUAAUAGUUUUUUUUCCCCGAGCAACAUUGACUUCUGUGAGAGUACAAAUAUCGGUACACAUAAAUAGAGAGCACACAGAGAUUGCUCAAGAGGGCCGCCAUAUAAUUUUUUAGAGCCACUAAAGAUAAUUGAAUUAGGUCAACAACAUCCUACCAUUCAAUUUGAAAAAUGUGUUAAAAAGAAUCUGUCUAAAAAAUAAGUACUUACUUUAUUUCCUAAGCAGAGAAAGGUUGGAAGUUUGAUGUAUUCAUAGCUUUCAUGGCCAGAUGUGGGCUGGUCAAUACUAAACUAAGAUGAAUAGAAGACAGGGGUCACAGAUUUGACAAGGCCUUCUGAAAACUGUGCAGAGUGAGAGUAUGAGACUGAAUCUCAUCAACUUCUCUCUCCUCAUGAUCACAGUGAAAGUCCUGACACAGUUUAAAGAGGCCUGGGUGUGGAUUUAUGCUGCCAUAUCGAUUGACAGGCAUGAAUGUUGCAUAGUUUAAAAGAGCUGGCCUGUUUCUUCGAAGGGGUGGGCGGGGUGGGAAUUUGGGGGAGAGAACCAAGUGUCUUAACAUACAGGGUCAUUCAUCACUUGUUAGAUUCAUACUGUCACCUCUUGUGUGACAUAGAGAGGGUGACGCUGUGGUGAGAAGAAACAUAUGUAAAAUACCUUUUCCAACGAAGACUGUUCAGUUCUGCAACAAUUCAGCAUCUUAUCUCUGUACUGUUACAUUCUAAGCCCACAUAAUUAUCCCCAUGACAACACCCUGCAUAGACAUCGUGAGAUUAGAGAUUUUUAGAUAACAUCCAACUCAAAUGUUACAUGUAUCAGUCUCCUUUUAACCUUGUGCCACUUUUUGUGUGUCAAAAUGUCACGCACUGAGUAUGUUCUCAUCUUUAAUUGGUCCUCCAGGUGCAGCGUCCGGCAGCACAGACCUCCUCCCCGCCCCCAGCGCUUCCACCAAUUGGACGGCCUCGCUGCUGACAGACAAUGGGCGGGAUAGCGACCUCAUCUUCCGCUUCGAUGGACGGCAGGCAUCCAACGUGCCGGAGCAGGUGGUUCCACAGAACCUGACUGACCAGUUCACCAUUGCCACGUGGAUGAAGCACGGGCCUAGCCCCGGUCUGAGGGCUGAGAAGGAGACCUUGCUCUGCAACUCCGACAAGACCGGUGAGACCAGGAAGGGGUUCAUUUGGGGAAGUCAUAAUUUUAUGGUGGUGAGGUGGUGGAACUGUUGCCCAAAUUGAGGCUAUUUAUCUUCUGUCACAAGAUUUAAGAGAGAAUCAAUGCAAUAGCCACUUUUAGGGCUACCAUUUAUUGUUCCAGGUAAGCUGUAAGACAGGAGCAAAUUGCGUCCAAUGUGAAGACAGUUGGCGCCCAACUUGGGACGUAGGAACAUUUUGUGCCCAAUCUGGAGUGGAGGUGGCGUAGCCGUGUAGAUGCAGAGGUUGUUUUGUCAUCUGUCGACCACUUCUAGUUUCAGAGUUAGACUAAGUGGAGCUGUGAGGGUGUGACUGGAGACAGGCAGCCUGACAGGCUCUUAUUGAUUCCAUCGACCUCUCCACUCACACUGAGCGAAAAGGAGAGUCCAUCAAUAUGCACUGCCAAAACAGCCCUGUGUGUAACCCAAGCGGCUCCAAGGAAAAGCACAGAAGGGGGGUUAUGAUGAAAAGUGUUGCCAUGAGAGGAAAGCCGUGAAGUCACACACCUCAUUAGCGUCCCACAGGGCCUUUCACAAUGUCACAAUGGCACAGGGAGCAUGGGACAUUUAUCGAGCUGCCUCGUGAAGUGGCAGGGUUUAAUUCAAAGUGGCACACGUCAAUAGCAUUUACAGGACAUAUUGCACCAAUAAGCUCCUUUGCCCAUAAUGACAGAUAUAAUUUCAGAUAGAGUACCACUUUAGCAUUUGUAAAAUAUCAUUUAUUUUCACUCUUAACUGUGGAAUAUAGUUUUUUUUGUCAGAUAAGGUAUAAUACUUAUAUAUUUUUAUGCAGUAGACUGUCUAGAAUGUCUAUGUUUUUCUGUGAAGUAGAAUAGAGAAUAUCUCUAUUCUGUUCUGGCCAGAAAAUGUAGUUAAUAUAACUCAAACGUUUAUGAAUGUUCUAAGCCUGUAAUUGCCCGUUUUCUGUAAUGUAUCCAUAUCCUUCUACAGAAAUGAACCGGCACCACUACUCCCUGUACGUCCACAACUGCCGUCUGGUGUUCCUGCUCAGGAGAGACUUCACCCAGGUUGACAACUUCCGCCCUGCAGAGUUCCACUGGAAACUGGAGCAG